UUCUGUUGCUUUCGCAAGGUAGGAUGGACGGGAUCGAGAGGUCAGACCUAGGUAGCCGCCGCGGCCGAGUGGACCGCAUCAACGCCCUCUCCGACGACCUGCUGGUCCUCCUCCUCGCAAGCCUCGGCUGCGCCGCCGCAGCGGCUCGCGCCAGCGUCCUCUCCCGCCGGUGGCGUGGCCUCUGGACCCACCUCCGCCAGAUCGUCUUCCGCGGCGUCGCGCUCCCCUUUCUUGAAGCAGCGGUCGGCCGCGUGUCUCCGGCGGUUUCCCUUCUCGAAAUCCACGUCCCGGUCCCGGUCCCGGUCCUGGCUGGUCGUCUUGCCUGGCUCGAACCGGCGGGGAUCCGUUCGCUGCUGCGCGCCGCCGCGCGAACCAAGCCUGAGGAGUUUGUCCUCGUCUUGCCGCGGCGCUCGAUACAGUGUGUAAUCGACGCCGACCUACCGUGCUUUCACCGUGCCACCUCCAUCGUUCUGGACUCGUUCUUCCUCCUCCGCGUGCCGGACGGAGUAGAGUUCCCCGUGCUCGAGACGCUGUCCCUCACGGGCUGCAUCGUCGUCGACCUUGACGCUUUGCUCUCCCGCUGCCCCCGCCUGCGCGUGUUCCGGCUCAAAUGUCGCGUUUUUACUCCGACAGCGAACACCUGACGGUCCACUCGCCGUCGCUGCAGGAGCUUGUUGUGGAUACCAAGCAUUCACGGAUACAACAUUUGGACAUCCUUACCCCCUCGCUCAAGCAAUUGAGCAUGUGCCUAAUCCCAUGGAAGAAGACAGUCAUCACUGUCUUGGCACCAAUGGUGGGGAUGGUCUCGUGGUCCUAUACCCAGGGGUCUCCUGCCUAUGGUCUUUGGCGACUCAAGGAGAUGCGGCUUCUGGCGGCGGAGAGACAAGGACAACUCCCUUCGCUGCAUAUUCAUGCAUGCGCGAGCUCGGAUUACUUUUACGGUGAAGAGGACGGAUUUACGCGGGACAUAGAGAAGUAUAUGAUUGCUGACUUUUCUAGUUUAGAGCUACAUCUCAUAACAAAGGGACAUUCUUUUGAAGCACUCAUGGUUCAUCUCCUAGGGACCAAUCGAAUUUGUAGUGCU
Molecule: messenger RNA, 1084 nt
Organism: Triticum aestivum (bread wheat)
Lineage: Eukaryota; Viridiplantae; Streptophyta; Magnoliopsida; Poales; Poaceae
Exons: 2
Coding region: 24-644 (206 amino acids)
Molecular function (GO): protein binding
Source: RefSeq, a predicted model, not a curated record